Molecule: messenger RNA, 2999 nt
Organism: Didymodactylos carnosus
Lineage: Eukaryota; Metazoa; Rotifera; Eurotatoria; Philodinida; Philodinidae
Source: the annotation of a GenBank genome assembly
GAAAAAGAAGGAUUUUUGGCUUUUUCGACCUAUUCUCAAUACUUCGCAUUUUUCUCCAUCAAAAUUUCACUUUUUCGAGCUGGGAAGGUGAUAUUCGUGAUCAGCUCGACCUGGCGAUUCAGAAUAUAUAUAAUAAAGCACAAAAAUAUUUCACUCGAAGUUUGCUUUACGUGCAUCUUACAUUAUCCUGAACGAAAUUCUCCUAACAAAUAUGAACUUUAUUCCAGAAGAAAUGUUCUUCAAAUUAUUCAAGUUAAGAUCUUGUAAGAUAUUUGAUGAUAAUAACAAACAUGGAAAAAAAUCUAUCAUAAUCGAAGAUAUAAUGAGAAUUACUUAAGAUUUAACAAUGAAAGGUUUAAUUACAAAAUAAUUUCAUCAAUAUCAUAUAAAUUUAUCUAAACAAAAAAGAGCAUAUAUAACCAAAUAGAUAGACUUCAAAAUCAAAUAAAUAAUAAUUUCUAACAUUACCGAAUAGAUAAAGUAGUAUGCAAAAGUAUAUACACGAUCUAAAAGUCGAAUGAAUGAGAAAAUCAAAUUAAAUUCUUUUUUCUUAAACAUAUAUGUACAUAUUGACAGAUUUUUUUUUGUCAAAUUUGAAUUAAAAUGUUUUUAUAUUUACUUGGUCUUAUUGUCCUACGCAAAUACAUAAAAGAGUAUAAUCUUUCCCAGCCAUAUUGCAUAAGAUAUUUACGGCAGCCAGAAAUAUUAAUAUCAUUUAUCCUAUAACUCACACGUUUUUCAGAGAACAAACGUUGAGAUGUAAAAUAAUAUUUUUUAUCCAUUUUAAUCUAUUUUUCAUUGCAUGACACAUUAAAUAUUAUUCCUAAAUAUUUAUCAUACGUUGUUACAAUAAGAGACCAUUUAUUCAUUACUUCAUUACUACUUAUAAAAAUAUAAAUAAAAAUUAUAUUGAACAGAGGAGUUAACAUAACAUUUAUCUUUGGCGAUUCUAAAUUAUUAUAAUGCCGAUGAAUAAAAGAAAGAAAUAUGAAGUAUCGGUAGUUACAGAUAUUCCUUCGAAAGAUACUGUCAUUACAUUUCCUGUACAGACUGAAAUACAACAACAACAACAACAACAUAAUUCGGCUGAUACUAUAAAUGUUUCAGAAUUCGACGAAUCUGUUAAUCAAGGUGGACUACCAAGACCUUCAUGGGAGCUACCUUUGGCCUACGAUAUCUCAGAUAAUGCCGAUAGUAUCCGUUCAAAUGGACCAUCAGUAGCGAAGAAAGUUGUGAAAUAUAAUAGUCAACAAUUACAACGAAAGAGUAUAAUUACAGCAACAAGUCCGACAGGAUCAAGCAAAAGUACGUUUCUCGAUAUCUUAGCUGGACGAAAAGACACACAUGGUUUGGAGGGCGUCGUUCGAAUAAAUGGCGAAUUACAACCCGCUGACUUCAAAUAUCGAUCUGGAUACGUGGUCCAAGAAGACGUUAUUCUAGGAACAUUAACAGUGAGAGAAAAUUUAGCAUUUUCAGCUGCUCUUCGAUUACCAUCAUGUAUAAAUGCUAAGCAACGUGCAAAACGAGUUGAACAAGUUCUAACAGAAUUAGAAUUAAUCAAGUGUGCUGAUACAAAAGUAGGCACAGAAUUUAUUCGUGGUGUUAGUGGUGGUGAAAAACGUCGAUGUAACAUUGGCAUGGAACUUGUUCUUUCACCAUCAAUCUUAUUUCUGGAUGAACCAACUACUGGAUUAGAUAGUUCAACGGCAUGUUCUGUUAUGAGAUCACUUCAUGAUUUGUCUCAUCGUGGUCGUACAGUUGUCUUUUCCAUUCAUCAGCCAAGAUAUUCUAUAUUUAAAUUAUUCCAUACUAUAAUGUUACUGUCAUCCGGACGAGUUGUCUAUCAUGGACGAUCAAGCGAGAUAUUACCGUACUUUGAAUCAAUCGGCUAUAAAUGUGAACAGUAUGAUAAUCCUGCAGAUUUUAUUUUAGAUGUAACUCAAGGAAAUACUUUAUCUAGUACGUCAGAUCCUCAUAGAUCUACGCCUACAGAUGAAUUUGCUGAUGACUCUACCAUGAAUAAUCAUUUACGUUUAACUGAAAUUCUUGCUAACCAUUACAGACAUUCAAACAUCUAUUCAACUAAUAUGCUCAUUGUAACAAAAUUUCAACAUUUAUUAAAAAGUUCAACUAAUUCAUUACAUCCAAUUUCAGCUAUACCAUCGAGACCAUUUUUACGUGAAUUUUGGUUUAUAUUACAGCGUAUGUUAAAAAACUCUAUAAGAAAUCCCCUAUCAAUUUUAAUUCAAAUAAUUUCAACAAUAUUUAUGGCAUUACUCGUUGGAUUUAUCUAUUUUCGUGUUGACAGUACAACGACAAGUGGUAAAAAUAAUCGUUUUGGUGCAAUAUUUUUCAUUGCAAUGUAUCUCGUUUUUGGAAAUCUAUCAGCCAUUGAAUUAUUUCUAAAAGAACGUAUAUUAUUUAUUCAUGAACGUGUCAGUGGCUAUUAUCGAGUAUCAACAUAUUUUAUAGCAAAAUUAGUGUGUGAUUUAUUACCUAUGAGAGUUAUACCAAGUUUUUUAUUUACAGUAGUUGUUUAUUUUAUGGUCGGAUUACAAAAUCGUUUUGAUAAGUUUUUUAUGUUUUUAUUAACAACAUGUUUAACAAUGUUUUGUGGCUGUGCAUUAUGUUUUGCCGUAUCAGCUAGUACUAAUAACGUUGGAUUGGCAAAUAUUGCUGUUGGAAUUUGUUAUGUUAUUAUGACUCUAUUUGGAGGAUAUUUUGUAGAUUUGGCCACUGUUACAAAAGUUUUAUCAUGGUUAAAAUAUAUCAGUAUAUUUCGUUAUGCUCUAAAUAGUUUUUCUAUCAAUGAAUUCAAAGAUUUAACAUUAUGCAUGUCCAAUAAUUCAACUCAAUGUUACAAAGGCGAUAUAUAUUUGACGGAAAGAAAUAUUGAGUCUCAAACACAAUGGGACUUGUGGAGCAAUUCCUUUGCACUGGGAUGUAUUGCAUCCAUUCUGUUCAUCAUUACAUACUUACAAUUACGCUUUGUUAGAUAA